Molecule: messenger RNA, 1469 nt
Organism: Chlamydomonas reinhardtii
Lineage: Eukaryota; Viridiplantae; Chlorophyta; Chlorophyceae; Chlamydomonadales; Chlamydomonadaceae
Exons: 5
Coding region: 117-575 (152 amino acids)
Cellular component (GO): cytoplasm
Molecular function (GO): protein-disulfide reductase activity; oxidoreductase activity, acting on a sulfur group of donors, disulfide as acceptor
Source: RefSeq, a predicted model, not a curated record
CCUACUUGCACAAUUAAAUAUCUAACUCAACUAGUUCCACGCUCUCCUGCCAGCUACCGGAACAAUUGCGUUCUGCUUUUCAGUUGCUGUAGUCUUUGGCUGCACAACCUUACGCGAUGGCGCUACUUGCCAACAGCCGCUCGCUACGUGGAGCGAACCCCAGCGCUGUCCGUGCCACGGCGGCACGGGUUGCACGACUGGCCGUGGUUCCGCGGAGGGGUGUGGCCACCGCCGCCCAGAAGCAGCAGUUCGAGUCGUUUGAUGAUAUGCUGGCGCGCUCGGAGCUCCCACUGCUGGUGGACUUCUACGCAACCUGGUGUGGGCCCUGCCAAAUGAUGUCGCCCAUCCUGACGGCAGUGCAGACCAAGAUGAAGGGCAAGUUGCAGGUUGUCAAAAUCGACACGGACAAGUACCCCGGCAUUGCCAGCCAGCACCGCAUCCAGGCCCUGCCCACCAUUGCGCUUUUCAUGAAGGGCAAGAUGGUCUUCCGCUUUGAGGGCGUCCUCAACGAGGGCCAAAUCAUUGAUAAGGUCAACUACUACCUCAGUGGCGCCGCGAUGGGGCAGCAGAAGUAAUAGGCUGCUGUGCUGCGUCUCCACGUCAUAGCGCAUACAGUUCACGGCGCUGCUCCUAGUCAGGCAACAGCACGGCGUCAGCGGCCCGCACUUGUACUAGUGCCGUUGGUGCCGCCAUUCCCGGAUGCGGGACAGAGCCGCUGCUGGAGCUCCGCUGGAGACGUGGGGCAGGGGUGGCGGGCCUUGUGCUCCAUGAACUCGAAGUAGCCCUCCUUGCGCUUAACGCCCGCACCGCCCCCGCGCGCAAGCUUCUCCUCAUAGUCCUGCGUGAUGGGUGCAUGCACAUGACGUGUUAUUGGCAUUCAGCAGCGUACGUGGGGUUAGGAAGUGCGGAGGUGGCCAGUGGGUGGUACGAACACAAAUGCAACUGACAAUGCAUGGGCUUGCAGUUCUGUUGUCAUAUGUGGGCGAUGGUGACGAAGUGGUACAUGGAAGCCAUGGGUUUCCAGGUGUGUGUGACACCAGGAAUGCGAGGGGACACACGGCUAUGCGGUCACCACAUUGCGUGGCUUGAUAGGGCCGCGUUGCACUGGGCAUGUACACGAGCGCAUGUGGCGAAGGUGGUGGAUUGGGUAGUAGUAUCCCAGGUGCAAAGCAUGUAUGCCGAAUUCGGACACAUAGGCAAACCCAACGGCUUGUUUGUGCAAAUAAAGGGCUGUGCUACCAUAGCAUGCGCAUUCGCGCAUGCAGACUCCAUUACCCCAAGCGGGAACAUGCGAGCGGUACGGUAACAUGUUAAUGAAGUGAUCAUUGCAUUAUUCCCACCAAUGGCCGCACCUCGCGGGACUUGAUCACGUAGUGCAUGACAGCUGCCUUCAUGUGUGUGGGCUGGUUCUCGCUGCCGCUGAAGAGUGAAGACACGAUCCAAGGCAGAGCAAUGAGUGGCACUUAGUA